Molecule: messenger RNA, 1032 nt
Organism: Recurvomyces mirabilis
Lineage: Eukaryota; Fungi; Ascomycota; Dothideomycetes; Mycosphaerellales; Teratosphaeriaceae
Product: short-chain alcohol dehydrogenase
Exons: 2
Coding region: 1-1032 (343 amino acids)
Source: RefSeq, a predicted model, not a curated record
AUGUCUGUCCUGUCCCGCUUCAUCGGCCAGUCCUUCCGCAUCCCCGCCCCACCUCUCACAGAGAAGAACUUACCCGACCAAACCGGCCGCGUUGUGGUUGUCACAGGAGGCUAUGCAGGCGUCGGCUACGAGUUGACCAAGAUCCUCUAUCAACGCAACGCCACCGUCUACGUCGCUGGCCGCAGUCCGAAGAAAGCUGCGGAGCGGAUAGCUGAGAUUGAGAAGGCUGUCCUGGGGAGCAAAGGACGUCUAGAAUUCUUGCAACUUGAUCUGGGAGAUCUGAGGACCAUCAAGGGCAGUGCGGAGGCGUUUUCGGGGAAGGAGGAGAGGUUGGAUGUACUCAUCAACAAUGCUGGCGUAAUGAACGUCCCAGCCGGCUCAACAACACCCCAAACCCACGAACUCCAACUCGGAACAAACUGCCUCGGACCCUUCCUCUUCACCCAACUCCUAACGCCUCUCCUCAAAAGUACGGCAGACAGCUCGCCCCCCGGCUCCGUCCGUGUGAGCUGGGCCGGAAGUCUAGGCAUCGACGUUCAGUCCCACAAUCCAGGCGGAAUCGAAAUGAAUUCCACGACCCACGAGCCUGUAACAACGGACUCGAAAGGCAAACCCAAGGACCCGAUGAGGAACUAUGGCCAGAGCAAAGUCGGGAAUCUUUUCCUGGCUUCACAGUAUGCUGUCCACCACCCCAUCUCCCCGGAAACGGGCAAAGGUGUCAUCAGCAAUGCAUUCAAUCCCGGCAACCUGAAAACGGAACUCCAGCGUCAAAUGCGUGGUAUCAUGAUGGCGCUGAUCAGUCUGUUCAUGCUGUUCCCGGCGGUCUUUGGGGCGUAUACGGAACUUUUCGCUGGAUGGUCGGAGGAGAUGGGGAGGCGGGAGAGGAAUGGUGGGUAUGUAGUUCCUUGGGGACGGGCGGGGGAUGUGAGGGGUGAUAUUCAGAAGGAGGUUGAGAUGGGUGUAAAAGGAGGGGAGGGUAGAGCGGUGGAGUUCUGGGAGUGGUGUGAUCGGGAGACUAGGGAGUUCAUGUAG